CCCCGGGGCUAAAACCGGUGCUGCCUUCGCCCGGGCCCCAGCGCACUGAGCCGACCCGCUCCGAGCCGGUCCGUGUAGCGCCGAGCCUUGCCUGUCGCAAUGGCUGACGAGCUCGGUGACCUGCUGCGAGAGUUUGAGGAGGUGAUGGAGGACUUUGAGAGAGGCCCUGCCUGCCAGUACGAGCAGCACUUGGAGGAGCUGAAGAAGAAGGCAGGUCACAGUGUCUACGACAGUGGCAUCGAUGAGCUGGAGAGUACCAGCACAUCCCCAGGAAGCAGUCUCAACUCCAGUGAGGAGGACCUCAACACCCCUGCUAAUGCCUACCCUGCCAAAGCCAAGCUCGGAGACACGCAGGAGCUGGAGGAGUUCAUCGCAGACCUGGAUAAAGCCCUGCAGGAGAUGUGAGAGGUGCCCCCACGCUGGUGAGGAGCGUGGAGAGGAGCACCCACAGCAGACCAGCCCCGUGCCAACCCACUGCGCCUUCUGCUUCUGCGUCCCUGCCACCUUGUGUGGGUGGCAGCUCUGCCUGUGCCACUCUGUGUGGGUGGGUGACAACCCUCCUAUGCCACCCUGCUCCACAGCAGCGAUGGAGCCAGCAUCAGGGAGGCCAACUGGACUGUGCUGCUGGCCGGACCUCGCUCCGCUCCAGGACUCUGCCAGCAUGAGAUGGGACAAUGCCCAGCACUGUGCCAGCUCCCGAGAGGGAAAACUGUCUCGAUCCCAGCUGGAACCAGGACAGGACAGCUCUUGCUGGGGGCACCAGGCUUUGCCCUGCAGUGGAUUUUGGGGGGGUGGAGGUCUGUACCACUGGUGAAGCCCCAGGAGAAACCCUAAGCGGUUUGAGGGAAGAUCAGCAAGACCUUGGUGGCCUCUCCUGGGUCAGUGAAGCCCCUUCCCAUCUCACAGGGGGUGCCAACUGCUGCUGACCCUGCUUGGCAUGGGAAGCCUCAGAUUGAGCACCCCCAAAUCUGUUGUAAAGAGGGGGGUGGGCUAUGCAGGGGGGAUUCAAUGAAAGGGUUUGAAGCCUCA
Molecule: messenger RNA, 1029 nt
Organism: Pogoniulus pusillus (Red-fronted tinkerbird)
Lineage: Eukaryota; Metazoa; Chordata; Aves; Piciformes; Lybiidae
Product: regulator of cell cycle RGCC-like
Exons: 5
Coding region: 100-405 (101 amino acids)
Biological process (GO): regulation of cell cycle
Source: RefSeq, a predicted model, not a curated record